CGUCAACUUCUCGAGCGAAGGGAACUCACUCUCCUUUUAUUGAUUGUUACGGCGCCUUCAUGCAGUCAGCCUGAUCGACACCCACGCCAAUCUCUUCUUCGGCCGAUUCCUCUCACCCUGAACACCCUUUUCCCAACUACCCCCCUCCUCCCACUGCUACCCCGCCUUCGAUGGGCAACAACCCUUCCAAAGGUCCAUCCGGUGAUGGGCCGGGCCAUAUCUCUCAUACCGCCGGCGAGCGCAAAGUCGUGCGUCGCACCUCGUUGAAUGCCAUCGCGAAUCCCAAGGCGACCGUAGCCGACCCAUCUGCUACCAGGGAGACAGCCGCCGGGCACUCCGCCUCUUACCAGGGCUCCGUACAGCAGCGACUACAAUCGCGAACCCCUGCCGAUUCUCCAACCAAAGCCGCCAGCAAAACCCCCAGGCCCGAUGGGAGGAGACCCGAGUAUGCGCAAGGCCGGAAUGUCGCUCCGCAAGAUCACUCGAACCCGAUGCGGGUGCCCACCGCGCGCCCGGCCGCGGGGCGCGACCCUGUGGCACCUUCAGGUCCGCCACUGAGCUCGUAUUAUAGCGCAUCGACGCAUCUGCAGCGACCCCCGCGUAUGCCAUUGCCCAUUGGCGAUGCCACGACCACGCCCGGCUCGCCUAUCAGCGGACCCGAGGAUUCGCAUAUCCAAUCGCUUCCGGCGGAUCGGCUUCUGGAUGAGCAGAUGGACCCUGGAGCGUCCAAUUUGAGCAGUGCGACUCUGGACGGCGAGGAGAUUGUGGAUGAGCUGCAGCCGUACGCUAGUAGUGGAGUCGGGAAGGCGGUUGCUACUUACAUUGAGUGGUCUGGACCGGGUCAGAAGGUCUAUGUCACUGGUACUUUUGUCAAUUGGGAGAAGAAGUUUAAGCUGCACCGAAGUGAAGGUGAAGGCGCGGUCAUGUCGACAACCCUGAACCUGCGACCCGGUACACACCACCUCAAGUUCAUUGUUGAUGGAGAAAUGCGAGCGUCGGAUACUCUCCCUACUGCAGUCGAUUUCACCAACCACCUAGUCAACUAUAUCGAAAUUAGCGCCGAUGAAAACGACAGUAUCCCGGCAGGUGUUCAUGCCUCACACACUCUACCAGACAGCUCCAAGGACGGUAAUGCCGAUGACGCGACGGAUGACCAGCCCAACAAGGAAGAAGUCGAGGAGGAAGUGCCUCCUGGCGAUUUUGGGCGUGCCAUUCCUCAAUUCCUCGCCGAUUUAGACAAGGAUGAGGAUAGUGCUGCUUAUCUCCAGGCAGCGAAUGUCAUCAGUGACACGCCCACUCCACCCAGUCUGCCGCUGUUCCUGGGUAAAUCAAUUCUCAAUAGCAACACGCCUACCAAGGAUGAUAGCAGUGUUCUGAACUAUCCCAAUCACACCGUUUUGAAUCAUUUGGCGACGAGCAGCAUUAAGAAUGGUGUUCUGGCUACCAGUGUUACGACCAGAUACAAGCGCAAGUAUGUUACAUCCAUUCUGUACAAACCGACCGGCGACAUUACCGAGUGAGCGUUGCCUCGAAAAAGGCGCACCGAAAGUCUGCUUCGAGGGAUGAAGCGACCUCGACGGGGUUCCAAAAGAUGCAUGUUCAGAUAGACUGCGUGAAGCUUGGCCUAGCAUGAUCUGCGGGCAUAGCUGUCUUGUCACUCGAACAGCAGUGGGCUCGCCUCCACACGGGCUCUGGUUAUCCUUCAUAUGACCUUCAGGGAAUAGAGAAGAGAAAGGCAAGCUGUGAUGGAAAGGUGGCUUGGGCCAUAAUUUGCAUGAAGUUGACGGCGUUGAUGCACUGAAAUCUUGGGAGGGUUUACAUGGGAGCUGGAGUUUUUUUUUUUUUCUGCGAUCAUGCAAGCGAGGUCCAUAGUUAUGGCCGCGUUGGAGUACUUGGAUUCUCUUGGCGAGUACAAAGUAUUUGAUUUCCAGUUUUUCAAAUAUAACUUUUAUUCUGUACUUGUUAUUUUACUCGAUACCUUAUAGUUGAUGAUUGAUGGAAGGAUAUAGGAGCCCUAAUUGACACUCGAAGCUUCUUGAAAGAUGCCCUUUACCCUGGAUAUGCUUGAUCAUUACGCGUGAUAUCUUAACUUCUAUUUCCUUUUCAUCCUCAAUCCUCCCGCCAUUUGACAAACACCUCAUCCGUCCGGAAUCGCUGGGUGCAAGUCGACUCCUUUAGGGGAGUCCGGAAGCCCGUCUUGUAUGCCAGCAUGCCAGCCUGUGCGAUCAUAAUGCCAUUGUCAAUACAGAACCGCUCAUCGGUCGCAUAGACACUGCCACCUCGAUCCCGAGCCAUAAUACCCAUCAUCUCCUGCAGUCGUUCAUUCGAGCCCACACCACCAACAAUCAGCACUUGCUGGGAGCCCACGUGGGCCAUAGCGCGCUCAGUAAUCUCCACCAGCAUCGCGUAGACCGUCUCCUGGAGGGAGAAACACAGAUCAGCCCUGGUAGGCUUGCCAACCGUUCCCGGGAUGAUCUGCGCCUCUUCGGCCUGAGAUGCUUGCUUAUCCGCAUCCUCCUUGGCGGCUUCUUCGCCGCCCAACCCCAAUUGCGAAGCCAAGCUAUCGAUUGCAGCUAGUAGUCCUGAGAAUGACACGUCCAUGCCUUUCACCACGUAUGGUAGAUCGACGAGCUGUUUGCCUUGCUUGGCUAGUUGUUCGAUAUUAUAUCCCGGUGCCGGGUCGUUGGAGAUGUGUAAUGUGCGCGCGAAGCGAUCCAGACAGUUGCCGACUGCGAUAUCGAGGGUUUCUCCAAAGAUGCGGUAUCUUUGCGAACUAUAGGCAAUGACUUGCGUGUUGCCGCCGGACACGUAUAGGACGACUGGGUUGGUAGCGCCGGUAAUGAGACGGCCCAUUUCGAU
This is a messenger RNA of Penicillium brasilianum, 2859 nucleotides long. Lineage: Eukaryota; Fungi; Ascomycota; Eurotiomycetes; Eurotiales; Aspergillaceae. The record is from the annotation of a GenBank genome assembly.